Messenger RNA from Cygnus olor (mute swan), 5221 nucleotides. RefSeq names its product astrotactin 2 (gene ASTN2). Gene Ontology annotation, molecular function: protein binding. The record is from RefSeq and is a predicted model, not a curated record. Bases 64 to 3324 code for a protein of 1086 amino acids. NCBI's taxonomy places the organism in Eukaryota, Metazoa, Chordata, Aves, Anseriformes, Anatidae. Gene Ontology annotation, biological process: neuron cell-cell adhesion; neuron migration. The transcript is spliced from 20 exons.
GCGGCCGGGCUCGGCUCGUUCGGCUCCUUCCUCGGCAUCUCCCGUGCCUGGCCCCGGCCCGGUAUGGCCGCUCGGAUGCUGCCUCUCCUCCGCUCCGCCGCGCUGCUGCUGCUGGCGGUGCUGCCGGGCGGCGGGCCCGGCUCGGCGGCGGCAUCCCCGGCAGCAUCCCCGCCUCGGGAGCCCCCCGGUCCGUGCCGGGUGAAGACGGUGACGGUGUCCACGCUGCCGGUGCUCCGCGAGAACGACAUCAGCUGGAGCGGUGCCCCCCCGCCCGCCGCCGCCGCUGCCUCCGCUGCUUCUGCUGCCGCCGACUCCCGCUUGCUGCUCUUCGUCCGCAGCGAGCUGCCCGGCCGCGUCGCCGUGCAGGACGACCUGGACAACACCGAGCUGCCCUUCUUCACCCUCGAGAUGUCGGGGACGGUGGCUGACAUCUCGCUGGUGCACUGGAAGCAGCAGUGGCUGGAGAACGGCACCCUGUACUUCCACGUCUCCAUGAGCAGCGCCGAGCAGCUCUCCCGGGCCACCCCUCCCAGCCUCCAGGAGCCUUCGGAGAUAGUGGAGGAGCAGAUGCACAUUCUUCACAUCUCUGUCAUGGGUGGGCUGAUCGCGCUGCUCCUGCUCCUCCUGGUCUUCACGGUGGCCCUGUACGCCCAGCGGCGCUGGCACAAGCGCCGCCGCAUCCCGCAGAAGAGCGCCAGCACGGAGGCCACCCACGAGAUCCACUACAUCCCCUCCGUGCUGCUGGGCCCCCAGGCCCGCGAGAGCUUCCGCAACUCGCGCCUGCAGGCCCACAACUCGGUCAUCGGGGUGCCCAUCCGCGAGACCCCCAUCCUGGACGACUACGAGGACGAGGAGGAGGAGGAGACGCCGCGGCGGGCUGAGCCCAGCACCAGGGAGGAUGAGUUUGGCAGCCAGGUGACGCGGACGCUGGAGAGCCUGGGCCGAGGCGGGGAGGAGAAGCCUGACUAUGAGAAGAAAGCUCCCGAGGUGACGCAGGAGACGGUGGAGUCCCUGAUGCAGAAGUUCAAGGAGAGCUUCCGCACCAACACGCCCAUCGAGAUCGGCCAGCUCCAGCCCGCGCUGCGCAGCACCUCCGUGGGGAGACGCAAACGCCGGAGCCGGCCCCGAGGUGGGAUCGGGUUUGGACGCGCCAAAGGGAACUCGGGCUCGGAGGCAGACGAUGAAACCCAGCUCACCUUCUACACCGAGCAGUACCGGAGCAGGAGGCGAAGCAAAGGUUCGAUGAAAAGCCCCAUCAACAAGACAGCCCUGACCCUCAUUGCGGUCAGCUCCUGCAUUCUUGCCAUGGUGUGCGGCUCCCAGCUCUCCUGCCCGCUGACUGUAAAGGUGACACUUCAUGUACCUGAGCACUUCAUCGCCGAUGGCAGCAGCUUCGUUGUGAGCGAAGGCAGCUACCUGGACAUCUCCGACUGGCUAAACCCAGCCAAGCUGUCCCUUUACUACCAGAUCAAUGCCACGUCACCCUGGGUGAGAGACCUCUGUGGGCAGAGGACCACCGAUGCCUGUGAGCAGCUGUGCGACCAAGAGACAGGGGAGUGCAGCUGUCACGAAGGCUACGCCCCAGACCCCGUCCAUCGGCACCUGUGUGUGCGCAGUGACUGGGGACACAGCGAAGGGCCAUGGCCCUACACAACGCUCGAGAGGGGAUACGACCUGGUCACAGGAGAGCAGGCACCGGAGAAGAUACUCAGGUCCACCUAUAGCCUGGGACAAGGCCUGUGGCUGCCGGUCAGUAAGAGCUUUGUGGUGCCCCCCGUGGAGCUUUCUAUCAAUCCUCUUGCCAGCUGCAAGACAGAUGUUCUGGUGACAGAAGAUCCAGCAGAUGUCAGGGAAGAAGCGAUGCUGUCCACAUACUUCGAAACCAUCAAUGACUUGCUCUCCUCCUUCGGGCCUGUCCGGGACUGCUCCCGCAACAACGGCGGCUGCACCCGCAACUUCAAGUGCGUGUCGGACCGCAAGGUGGACUCGACGGGCUGCGUGUGCCCCGAGGACCUCCGCCCCAUGAAGGACGGCACCGGCUGUUACGACUACUCCAAAGGCAUCGACUGCUCGGAUGGCUUCAACGGCGGCUGCGAGCAGCUCUGUCUGCAGCAGACCCUCCCUCUGCCCCACGACCCCUCGUCCAGCACCAUCUUCAUGUUCUGCGGGUGCGUGGAGGAGUACAAGCUGGCCCCCGAUGGCAAGUCCUGCCUCAUGCUGUCGGACAUCUGCGAAGGCCCCAAGUGCCUGAAGUCGGACGCCAAAUUCAACGACACGCUCUUCGGGGAGAUGCUGCACGGCUACAACAACAGGAGCCAGCACGUCAACCAGGGCCAGGUGUUCCAGAUGACGUUCAGGGAGAACAACUUCAUCAAGGACUUCCCGCAGCUGGCCGACGGCCUCCUGGUCAUCCCGCUGCCCGUGGAGGAGCAGUGCCGCGGCGUCCUCUCCGAGCCCCUGCCCGACCUCCAGCUCCUCACCGGAGACAUCAAGUACGACGAGGCAAUGGGCUACCCCAUGGUGCAGCACUGGCGCGUCCGGAGCAACCUGUACCGGGUGAAGCUCAGCUCCAUCACCCUCUCUGCAGGCUUCGCAAACAUCCUGAAGAUCCUGACCAAGGACAGCAGCCGGGAGGAGCUGCUCUCCUUCAUCCAGCAGUUCGGCUCCCACUACAUCGCGGAGGCGCUGUACGGCUCCGAGUUCAGCUGCACCAUCCACUUCCCCAGCAAGAAGGUGCAGCAGCAGCUCUGGCUCCAGUACCAGAAAGAAACAACCGAGCUCGGGAACAAGAAGGAACUGAAAUCCAUGCCAUUCAUCACCUAUCUCUCGGGCCUGCUGACUGCACAGAUGCUUUCUGACGACCACCUCAUCUCCGGCGUGGAGAUCCACUGCGAGGAGAAGGGGCGCUGCCCAUCCACCUGCCACUUGUGCCGGCGCCCAGGCAAGGAGCAGCUCAGCCCCACGCCAGUGCUGCUGGAGAUCAACCGCGUGGUGCCUCUGUACGCCCUGAUCCAGGACAACGACACCAGGGAGGCUUUCAAGGGCGCCCUGAUGAGCUCCUACUGGUGCUCGGGGAAAGGCGACGUGAUCGAAGACUGGUGCAGGUGCGACCUCAACGCCUUCGAUGAGAACGGACUGCCGAACUGCAGCCCCCUCCCGCAGCCCAUCCUGCGGCUGUCCCCGAAUGUGGAGCCCUCCAGCACCGUGGUGUCUCUGGAGUGGCUGGACGUGCAGCCUGCCAUCGGGACCAAGGUGUCCGACUACGUCCUGCACCACAAGAAGGUGGACGAGUACACGGACACGGACCUCUACACAGGCCCCUGAUUCCAGAUGACUUGACUCUUGCAAGUACCUUGCAUAGGUUUGCAGAGCUGCUGGCUGCUACAGCUCUCAGGCUUUGCUUGGUACUGUGCUGCUUCACACUGACCCAAAACCCAGCCGUGGGGAUUUCCUCACCACCAUCACCUGCCUGACACACUGCAGCAUGGCUCCAUCCCAUCCGAGCAGCAUGCACAGAAAAAAGAAAAUGAAGUCAACCCUAGAAGGGGGUUGCAGGAAGGGAGAUUUGGAGGGUUUUAUGGAUAUUGUCAGGUCUUCCUUCCCCACCAGUCCUGUGGCUGCUGGCAGGUAGGAGCAGGUUGCUCCCGUUGCUGGAGGUGCUCCUUGGGCAGUGCUGGGAGGAUCUUGCCAGGUGUGAAGGCUCUUGAGAAUGCUGCUCUUCAUCGCUGCUCUUCAUCCCUUGGAUCUCUUGAGUUCAAGCAUAUAGCUUUUUUAUGGUUGUCUUUUUAUUGCAGUUGUAGCCAUCUCUUACCGUGAUCCCUGGCGCUAGCUAUGCUCUUCAGUCCUGUGGCAAGCUUCGCUUGUGGCUGGUACCUGGCCCCUGCCUUCUGCCCCCUGCAAAAAGCUUCCAGGCUCCCAUACUUGCAAAACUCCUUGGCCUCCCCCUUGCUUUGCAACUGGAGGAGGAAGCCUUUCCCUUGAGCCACAAAAUACUUGCUCCUCUUCUCCUUGGAGCUGAGUCAGGAGCGAGGCUGGGGGCUGGUUGAACGCAUGUCCCCUGCUCCUGGGAUGGGGCAGAAGUAGCUGGGAGCUGGUGUGGGUCGGCUGCCCCCCGGCUGGACGUGGUUUAUAAAGAGGCUUCUUACUGGUGCUUGGAAGUGCACAGCCCUUGGACCAUCUGAUGCUAAUAGGAGCAGUUCCCGAGGUGAACUUGUGUGCGAAACAAACCACGCUUUCAACACCACCGCGUGGGGAGAGAGCGUCUCUGCUCGGGAGCCAGCGGAGAAGACAGAGCAAUUACAUCCCAAACUGUUUAUUAAAACUUGUGGAAAUUACUCAUAACUCCAUGUGUGCGAUGGCUUUGUAGUUGAGUGAUGCUCUUUGUUUGAACAUGAGGCUCUCGAAGAGGGCGCAGGCGCGUGUGUGUGUGCGCGGCCGGGCCGCCAGCGCAUUAUGUCAUGGACGAAGCAGGCUCUGCACUUGAGAGAGGGAGAGAGAGAAAUGUGUUUUACAGGGUGAGGUACAAACUGAAAUGGCUGUGAACAUCUGGAACUGAUAUUAGGCUUGGAAAAUGUUUUCUGUCACUCCAACACUCCUCUGGAGGAAGGUUUCUGAAGUUAAGAAGCUCCAAAGGGGAUGAGGGGGAGGGAUGGGGGGAUAACGUGACCACCGUGCAAAGUGCUUUUUAUUUCUCUGGCCUGGUUGCCGUAGCCAGGCCAUGUCCAUGUCCCUAACAGAUGAGGGACAGGGGGUAUGUCCCCUCUAACAAGUGCUUGUUGUGGUGGCCUCACUUCAAAGGUCCCCAGCAAGACUGAGCCCUGCCAUGUAAAAUGUUCCUGUGUGUGGGGCACUGCAUCCUCCAGCCAGGGUGGGUAGAAAGCCACUUGCCUUAGGAGCCUGGGUCCUGAUGCUGUGUUUCCCCUUACUGUGCCUUAAACCCCUCUGCCAAGAAACUCACCUGGUGGAGGCAGUGGUUGGUGAAGGCUGGCCAUGGUCCAUCCUCCUCCUCACCUCUGUUCCGUGCACACAGCUCCCCAGGCUGCGCAAGCAUGGCGCAUCCUGCCCCAAAAUAACCCAAGUGAUGAAGGGUGAAGUCUUUGGGCGUGGGUGGGAGCAGGCAGACCUGUGCGUGGCUUAGCACCCACCUGACCUCAGCCGUGAUCCCCACCACAGGGGGGAUUUCACGUGGGUGGGUGCAAGGGGGGGGCUCCGGGGCUUUUGU